This is a messenger RNA of Symbiodinium sp. CCMP2456, 843 nucleotides long. NCBI's taxonomy places the organism in Eukaryota, Dinophyceae, Suessiales, Symbiodiniaceae. The record is from the annotation of a GenBank genome assembly.
AUGCCGCAGCUGUGCAAGUUCUAUGCACAGGGACGCUGCGCUUUCGGCAAUGCUUGCAACAUGUGGCAUGGCGACCCGAAUGGCACCAACGGCAGUAACAUCACCAACGGAGGCUACAAGGACAGCGACAAAAAGGGUUUUCCGGGUGGCGCGAAGGCCUCCGCGAAUGGAACCAAUGGCCAGGCUCAUGCAGCAGGCGCCACAAUCUGCCGCCACUUUCUGCAGGGGCGAUGUGCCUUUGGUGAUGCCUGCCGCAACCUCCACACGAUGCCGGAGCCGGCGCUUCCGGCAGUGGCGAACGGCCAGAGCCGUGGCCCGGGCCCGGGCCCCCCGGGCCCCCCGGGCCCGCGUCCGGAGGCGGCCACAGCUCGAGUGGAGCGGCCCCGCCCGAGGCCAGUGGAAGAGUUUACCGAAUGCGGCAUUUGCUUCGAGAAUAUCGUGAAGAGGGGUGAACGUUUUGGAAUGCUAGAAAGCUGCGACCACGCAUUUUGCCUCAGCUGUAUUCGCGGUUGGCGGCGCGAGCGGGAGCAGCAGGAUAAGCAGAACCUGCGGCUUUGUCCGGUUUGCCGCAAUGAGUCCUUCUACGUGAUUCCCACGGACCACAUCAUCUUGGACCCCGAGGAAAAACGAGGGAUCAUCGACUCCUACAAACAGGAGAUGGGCCGCAUCCCAUGCAAACUCUUUGACUACGGCCGAGGCCACUGUCCAUUUGGCACCAGCUGUUUCUAUGCCCACCUUAAUCCGGACGGCACGAGGUACAUCCCGCCACCGCUCAAGUGGAUGCGAGGAGCCGAAGGUAGCCAGGUGAAGUCGGAAGUGAAGAUCUCCGACUUCUUUGACUAA